AUGUCGCAAAUGAAUGCAGUGCGUUUCUACGGCCAACGCGACAUCCGCCUCGACCAGAUCCCCGUCCCCUCCGUCAAGCCCGGCCAGGUCAAGAUCGCCCCUAAGUUCUGCGGCAUCUGUGGUUCCGACCUGCACGAGUAUCUCGGCGGUGCGAACCUGAUCCCCCAAGAAGGCCACCCGCACCCCAUUACCGGCGAGACCCUGCCUCUGACGCUGGGCCACGAGUUCAGCGGCAUCGUGGAGGAGGUGGGCGAGGGCGUUACGAACGUCAAGCCGGGCGAUCGCGUCUGCGUGCAGCCCACCAUCUAUGACGGCAGCUGUCGCGCGUGCAAACGAGGGCUGGUGAAUUGCUGCGACAAGAAUGGCUUCGUGGGCCUGAGUGGCUGGGGGGGCGGGCUGUGCGAACACAUGGUCGUGCCUGAGAGUUGCGUCAAGCCGUUGCCGGACAACAUCCCCUUGGAGGUUGGUGCCUUGAUCGAACCACUGGCGGUGGGCUGGCACGCGGUCGACAUAUCCCCCUACAAAGACGGCGACUCGGUGCUCGUGCUGGGCGGUGGGCCCAUUGGUCUCGCGGUUGUGCAGGCGCUGGUCGGCAAGGGCUGCAAGAACAUCAUGGUCAGCGAGGUCAGCGGCCGGCGGCGAGAAUUCGCCAAGCAGUUCGGCGCGCACCAUGUGAUUGAUCCGCUCAAGGUGGACGUCGUCGAGGAAGUGGAGAAGUUGACCAACAACGAGGGGGCCGACGUCGGGUUCGACGCCGCGGGCGUGCAGGUCGCGGUGGAUACCGCGUUCAAAGCCAUCAAGGCCAGGGGGACGUUGGUCAACAUCGCCGUGUGGGAAAAGAGAGCGACACUACAGAUGAACGAUAUCGUGUUCAGGGAGAGAGGGUAUAUGGGAGUCGCCACCUACGCCCUCGGCGACUUUGAAGCCGUGAUCAAAGCCAUCUCAACCGGCGCCAUGAAACCCGCCGGCAUGAUCACCAAGACGAUCAAGCUCGACCAGGUCGCCGAGGAGGGCUUCAAGACCUUGAUCGAGGACAAGGAGAACCACGUCAAGAUCUUGGUCGACGUGGGAUCGGGGAUUUGA
Fonsecaea erecta is the source of this 1083-nucleotide messenger RNA. Its product is annotated as chlorophyll synthesis pathway protein BchC. Gene Ontology annotation, cellular component: cytoplasm. Gene Ontology annotation, biological process: butanediol biosynthetic process. The transcript is spliced from 3 exons. The record is from RefSeq and is a predicted model, not a curated record. NCBI's taxonomy places the organism in Eukaryota, Fungi, Ascomycota, Eurotiomycetes, Chaetothyriales, Herpotrichiellaceae. The coding region runs from base 1 to 1083 and encodes 360 amino acids. Gene Ontology annotation, molecular function: zinc ion binding; (R,R)-butanediol dehydrogenase activity.